GUUUCGUUAUCUUGCAUUAUAUAUUUCAAAAUAUAUAUAAUACGAAAAAAAAAAAAACAACCUAAAUGAAAAUUUGUUCCUAAUUGAGUUAAAAGGAAGUAAAAAUCAAUAACAUUUAAGAAGAUGUUUAAACCCAAGUUUUGUAAAUCAUCUCCAAACUUAACGUUAAAUUGUCCGAUCCCUUUUGGUAUCAGCGACGCGAAAAUCGGAAGUCCGGCCGGGAUUAUUAUGUUAGAGGAGGAUAAUUUCAUGUUUUUAACACCAAAAGAAGGUAAAGACAUAAUUCAUGAUAUAGAGGUACUAAUAGAAUCCCUUGGAUUAAUGGGUGAUUAUAGAAUAACUCAAAGGAAGGAAAGCCAAAACCUCGUUCGACGAAUCAAGAUUAUGCAUCUUCUUUUGGAGGAGAUUAGACAGAUUAAUGCACCAGCUCUUUCUAAUUCAGCUCACGCUUCCUUUUGUAAUUUGAGAAAAGCUCUUCUUUCUGCUAAAAAGUUGUUAAAAACUUGUUCCGAGGGUAGCAAGAUUUACCUGGCACUUGAGCGCGAGGCCAUUACCGGAAUAUUUCAUUCAGUUAAUACAAAAUUAAGCCAAGCUUUGGAUGACAUUCCUUACAAUGAUCUUAACAUAUCAGAUGAGGUGAAAGAACAGACGGAGCUGAUGGGGCAACAACUUAAGAGAGCCAAGAGAAGAACAGACACACAAGACUUGGAGUUGUCGAUGGAUAUGAUGGUUGUGUUUAGCAAAGACGAUGACCGGAACGCGGACAUUGCUAUCAUAGAGAGGCUAGCAAAGAAGCUAAACUUAAGCACAUCUGAGGAAUUGAAGGAAGAAAGUAAAGCUGUUAGACGACUUGCAAAAGAUAAAAGGGCUGAAGAAAAUAUGCAACUUAUCUUAGAUGUGCUUAAUAAAUUCAAACAAAUUGCUGGAAUCGACGAAACCAAUCUAAUGCUUGAAGAUCAUACUAUUAAUAAGCCAUUGGAACAACAACAACAACAACAACAACAACAUCAACAACACCAACAACAAACUAUCAAGAUCCCUACUAUAGAAACUCCACAAGAAUUUCUUUGUCCAAUUACUUUAGAAAUCAUGACUGAUCCUGUUAUUGUUGCCACCGGACAAACAUAUGAAAGGGAAAGCAUCCGAAAAUGGCUAGACUCAAGUCACAGAACAUGUCCAAAAUCUGGACAAGUAUUAGAACACAUAUCCUUAGCACCAAACUAUGCACUCAAGAACCUAAUCAUACAAUGGUGUGAGAAGAACAAGAUUCAAGUAACGCGUAAAAAAGAUGAAUCCUCCAACCGUAAUAAAACAACAACCACCAAUGACCCUUCCUUACCUGAACACAAAUCAAUCAUCAUUUCACUCAUCAAAGACCUUUCCUCAACUCACCUUGAAAUUCAACGAGAAGCCGUACAUAAGCUCCGAUUACUCUCUAAGGAAAGCCCUGAAAAUCGAAUCCUUAUCGCCGAGAGUUCAGGGAUUCCUCCCUUAGUCCAACUCUUAUCAAAUCCAUACUCAAAAACAAAAGAACACGCUGUUACAACUCUACUCAAUUUAUCAAUUGAUAGAACCAAUAAACAACUCAUAACUGAAUAUGGAGCAAUCCCUACUAUUAUAGAAGUCCUUCAAAAUGGUAACGUAGGAUCCAAAGAAAAUGCAGCUGCAACUCUAUUUAGCCUUUCAAUGCUUGAUGAGAACAAAGUGACUAUUGGAUUAUCUGAUGGAAUACCCCCAUUAGUUAAUUUGUUAGCUAAUGGUACAAUCAGAGGGAAACGAGAUGCAGCUACUGCGCUUUUUAACCUAAGUCUGAACACCAUGAACAAAGCCCGAGCUAUCGAAGCAGGGAUUGUUAGACCGUUGUUAAACUUGCUUGAUGAUAAUGAGUUAGGAAUGAUUGAUGAGGCCCUUUCGAUUUUGUUGCUUCUAGUUUCACACCCUCAAGGGAGGCAAGAAAUUGGACAACUUCCUUUUAUUCAAGCAUUGGUUGAUUUUAUGGGAGGUGAUGGUACACCAAAAAAUAAAGAAGGGGCAGCAGCAAUAUUGCUUGAGUUGGGGUUAAAUGGUGGAUCAUCCUUCUUGCUCGCCGCACUUCAAUUUGGGGUUUAUGAAUGUUUGGUUCAAAUUUCACAGAGUGGGACUAAUAGAGGCCAAAGGAAAGCUUGUUCUAUUUUGCAGCUUAUGCGUCAAUAUGAACAAAUUCCUUGAUAUCAAAAACUAAGUAUUGUUAUAUAUAGGAGUAUGUAUCAUGUUUGAUUUUGCACUAUAUAUAUAAUAUAUAUAUGCGUCAAUAUAUCCUCUUAUGUAUCCUUCACUUCUCCGCAUACGAGAAUAUAUGCCUUGUUGUAUAUUGUAAAACGCGGCAAAUUCUUGUAAUCGGACUAUUUGUUGCACCAUAUAUAUAGAAUUUUGAAAAAAACACAAGGUCACCGUGUAAAAUUAAACACGCACAAGACUAACACAAAGCGAA
This is a messenger RNA of Spinacia oleracea (spinach), 2470 nucleotides long. Its product is annotated as U-box domain-containing protein 15. Gene Ontology annotation, molecular function: ubiquitin-protein transferase activity; protein binding. The transcript has 4 exons. Bases 124 to 2208 code for a protein of 694 amino acids. Lineage: Eukaryota; Viridiplantae; Streptophyta; Magnoliopsida; Caryophyllales; Amaranthaceae. Gene Ontology annotation, biological process: cell surface receptor signaling pathway; protein ubiquitination. The record is from RefSeq and is a predicted model, not a curated record.